Clupea harengus (Atlantic herring) is the source of this 3472-nucleotide messenger RNA. Its product is annotated as von Willebrand factor A domain-containing protein 7-like. The transcript is spliced from 15 exons. Lineage: Eukaryota; Metazoa; Chordata; Actinopteri; Clupeiformes; Clupeidae. Bases 1069 to 3174 code for a protein of 701 amino acids. The record is from RefSeq and is a predicted model, not a curated record.
GCUUGCCGUCAUAUUUAAGUUCGCCUCUUUUUUUGCGGGCAGCGCGAAUGACAACGUCUUUGGUCUGAAACUUGUGAAAACAGAUGAUCACAGCUCUAGGUUUUUCCCCCUCUGCUGGUUUGGGUUUGAGUGUGCGAUGAGCUCUGUCGAGCUCUGGGGGCGAAGGAAGCACAUCUUUCCCCAACACAUCCACCAGAAAACUAGAGAAAAAAGACGUUGGCCAUGAACCCUCGACUGCUUCAGGCACACCAAUGAGACGUACGUUGCACCGUCUGCUUCUCCCCUCCAGGAACUCUUUGUGGAGCCCAGGUCCAUCAUCAUGUUCUCUUCAGUGACGGCCCACGCAUCUCUGCUCUGGUUGACGCUGUUCUUCUGCCCACUCACCGAAACCUUCAAGCCGCUAAUCUCUCGAGGCUCUCUCACACACCGUGACAUCACCCAGAGGGCCAUCUUCCGCAAGACUGGCCAAGUGUGCCGUGCAAUGGCCGCAGCCCAAGGCCAGGACUUCACCUUGCCUAUUGAUGAUAGGCUGACGGCAUACACCCUGCAGCAGGCAUGCUCCUCAGGGGGGUCCUCCUUCUUGUCGGGCUUUGCUUUCCAGAGAGCUGUGAUUAAGACCUACCUGAGCAAUGCGGCUGUGGACCUGAUUCGGAUUCUGAGCGCUCCGCACCACUUUGAUGACGAGAAAUUCGCUGAAGGGCGAGCCCUGGUGGCCCAGGGUGCCGCUGCCGUCAAGGCUGCCGUGAAGCAAGGGAGCUUCAUCUCUGCCAGAAUCAGCUUGGGUGCUGCCUGUCACACACUGCAGGUCCUGAUAGAGCCACCUGCAGGAGCUGCAUAAGAGGAAACUGCAAUGAUAACCUUCUACCUGAGAUCCUACAGGAGAAGAAACUCACAUCAGGCUACUUUAGCCUCUUGCCAUCAGCCAAGCCACCAGGAAAGUGCAGCCAUGGUGGUUCUUUUGACAAGACCAGUAAUCAGGAUCCAGUUGGUGGGAUUAACAAGGAUAGCAUCACAGCGAGCCAUGGGCACUUGCACCUGCGAGCAGCACAGGUGGCCAUCAACGCCACCAUGGAGCUCCUGGAGGACAUCAGACUGGCCACCGGGGACAAAGACUUCCUGCGGUUAGUGGGAGUGUCACAAUCAUCUGUGCUUUCUUUCGUGGUUGACACCACAGGCAGCAUGUCUGAUGAAAUUGCUGAGGUAAAGCGGGUCUCCUUCUCCAUCAUCGAUCUCAAACGUGGCACCCAGAAGGAACCCUCAGAGUACAUCCUGGUCCCGUUUAAUGACCCAGACUUCGGGCCACUGAUCAGGACAACUGAUGCAGAUAUUUUCAAGCAACACAUCAACGGGCUCAGUGCCUCGGGUGGAGGGGAUAUUCCUGAAAUGAGCUUAUCAGGACUACAGCUGGCGCUCACUGCAGCUCCCCCUUCCUCUGACAUCUUUCUCUUCACCGACGCUCCUGCCAAAGAUGUUACGCUGAAGAGCACUGUGACUGCACUGAUUGAGAGCACCAAGUCAAAGGUCACCUUCAUGCUCACUGAUCCUUCCCGCUCAGCACGUCGCCAUCAGCGCUCUGGGAGCCCAACGUCGAAUCGCUUAUCUGAGGCAGAUGCUCAGCUCUACCGGGACCUAGCACAGGCUUCAGGUGGCCAGGCCAUAGAGGUGUCCGAGUCCUCACUGCCUCAGGCCACUGUGAUCAUAGAGGACUCCUCAAGCCCUGCUCUGGUGACCCUGCUCCAGGCAGUGAGGACCCCGCUGAGGGCUGAGAACUUCUCCUUCCUGCUGGACGAGUUGGUGUCCAAUGUGACGCUGUACAUCACAGGGUCCUCACCUGCGUUUACUCUCUUCAGUCCCACAGGCGAGUCACAGAGUCAUGAGGUGUCAGAGGGACCUCUGGGUACGAUUCAGAGGGUGGGAAACCUACAGCGUAUGCAAGUCAAGACCCACAACCGCACAGGACUGUGGGAUAUCACCAUCAACUCCACAGCAACAUUUACUGUCAAAGUCACAGGUCAAAGUUCCAUCAACUUCUUGUUCAACUUUGUGGAGGCCUUUGGCGGAGCACAUGGAGAUUUUAGCCUAAAACAGAGUCGUCCAUCCGUUGGUAAGAACGCCACCCUCUUGAUGUCAGUAACAGGAAGUGAUUCAUUGAGGGUGACUGAGGUGGCUCUGGUGCCUGUCUCUGGAUCUGGGGCUGUAAAUGGAACCGUGGAGGCAUUAGGAGGUGAGGACUUCCUGGUAACGGUAGAUGAACUGCCAGUGGAAAACUUCAUCAUCCAUCUGAGGGGGGAAACCAGUGGGGCCUCCCGGUCCUCCCCCAUCCUCUUCCUUAGGCAGUCCUCUACACAGCUCAGGGCCUCCAGGGUGGCUGUGACGGCCUCAGUAAACAGCACUUUGGAACCAGGAGCGACCAUUACUGUGCCCUUCACAGUGGAAACCAACACCACAGCAGGUAACUAUACCAUCCGAGCGAGGAAUGAUCGUGGCUUCAACGUGACUUACCCGAGCAGUGUAACUCUGGAGGCUGGAGGCCGUGCUGAGGGCACAGUGUCGCUCACAGCUCCGUCAGACACCCCUUCAGGCACCGACGUCACGCUGACCAUCGAGGCAGAAGCUCCUGGAGCCACCGACUCCAACUAUGUUGUCAUUCGCUUUGCUGUCGCCACUAAGGUGACUGACUUCACCCGUCCUGUUUGCCAAGUGGACCUCACUGCCAACUGUCCACAAGACUGCAGCCAGGCUACGUGGCAGCUCUCUGCCAACCUGACUGAUGGCAAUGGGACAGGCAUUGUUCUUGUAACACUCCAGCAGGGCAAUGGCACCCUCAACACCAGCUCCUAUGGCGCAGGCAUCACUUUUGCGUCCUACAACGCCUCCUGCUGUUCUGAGGUGGUAGAACUGGUCAUGGUUGACGACGUGGGCAAUGCUGGUGUCUGCUCUGCCUCUAUUAGAGGCCUCUCCUCUGCUACCACCCCUCAGACUCCCACAGCCAACGCCACAGUGACGCAGAUAGCCACCACCCCUCAGACUCCCGUAGCCACCACCACAGUAACGCAGAUAGCCACCACCUCUCAAACUCCCAUAGCCACCACCUCCAGUGCUGGGCACUGCCUUAACCUCUCCAUCUGGCUGUGGCCCAUAGUUAUGCUCCCACUGCUUUAUCUCAAGGUCUAGAGGCCCAGAGCACAGGACAACAGGACUGAUGGCUAUAGUUAUGAGUCAGGCCUGGAGUGUAUACACUCUAUUAUAAACUAUGAAUGUGCAGUUCAUUUGGAGUCAUAAACCAGACCAGAUAUAAAUGUAUUCACGGGCUGCCGAUACUCUUGGGCUUCAAAUGGGGAUGAGGGCUCUUUAGCUAACUUUGUGUAUAAGCAACUGUAUCUCGGCUACAUCAGAUAACACUUACAAAUUAGAAUUAAUAAACUGCUAAGUAGUAUGUUUCUUUGGCAUUCAAUAAAGCAUUUGGUGUUUG